GUACAUAGGAAGAAGAUUCAGAUUUAAGAGAGAGAGAGAGAAUAGGAGGAGAAAAGGAAGGAAGCGAUGGAGGAGCAAGAGUUUCGUAACAUCCUCCAGCUCUUCCCCGUCGUACGAUCUCGCGACCACCGUGUUGAUUUAGAUUCUUCAGAUUCAAAGCAAUCAACUUCACAGUCAAUUGUUGAGCGUGAGCAGGCAAGUGUUGAUGAGCCGAAAGAUUUAAAAGAUUGCAAGACUGAUCAAGAUACAUCUUCAUUCUGGGAUAAACUCAGAACGUCUGCUGCAAAGAAGGUUGGUGAGGUUGAAGCAGAGAGGUUUUGCAAGGCUUUCGAGAAACUCCACAAGAGACUUGUUUAUGAAGAGUUGGAUCUUGAAACUGCAAAGCGAUACUUAUCAAACUCUUAAAUGCAUGUCUUCGUUACAAUAUGCAACCAAAGGCUUGAGAUUAUGUGGAGAUAUUUCGACUCUCUUUUUGCUUUUUGAGUAUCGUAAUUAUGUAUGAGUGGUCAACAAUAUAUUCUCUUCUCGUGUUCAACUAAUGAUGAUUCUCAUCUCAUAUGGUAGAAAAAGUUAUGCUUGGGAUAUGCUUAAUCAGGAUCUUUUAUUAAUUUUGUGUUAUUAUUAUUAUUUUUUGUUGAAUCCAUAGUUUUGUGUUUCUAUGAUUGUUAAUUUCUCGUUUUUGAUUUCUGAUUAUGGCUUUGGAUAAUCUAUUUCUUGUCCCUACAUUUCAUCUCGAAUUUUCAAUGAGAA
Eruca vesicaria subsp. sativa (arugula) is the source of this 750-nucleotide messenger RNA. The record is from the annotation of a GenBank genome assembly. NCBI's taxonomy places the organism in Eukaryota, Viridiplantae, Streptophyta, Magnoliopsida, Brassicales, Brassicaceae.